CUCUGCUACAUUUGUUUCUCUCUCGUUUCAUCCUUUGCUUUCCAAAAUAAAUGAGCACCGAGCUUUAACUUUGAAAAUAUCAGAGCGGAAGUGAUAUCGCAAUAGGUUUCCUGUUGUUUGUUUUGGGAUAGCAUCUUAAAAGCUACUACUUAAACCCUAAGUUUGUAUUGUACAGCUUAUUCAUUUCCAACAAAUGGACUGUUGCAUUGUGUCCGCAUUGUGGUAUUUUCUAGUAUUUUAUUUACUAUUUCACUUCCUGUGCUUCAUUUUCGCGGAUGCAGACUUCACUUUGCUGUGGGCUAGUCUGGUAGGACACAGGCCAGAGACUAAGCUGAAAGGUUUAGUGGUGUGGAUCACUGGAGCCUCCAGCGGGAUCGGAGAGGAGCUGGCAUACCAGCUGGCAAGGUGUGGGUCACGUCUCAUCCUGUCAGCUCGACGUGAGGAUGAGCUAAACAGGGUAAAACGGUGCUGUUUAGAACAGUCCAACCUCCAGGAUGAAGAUAUUUUUGUUCUUCCACUUGAUUUGUUGGAGAGGGCGUCGCAUGAGGAAAAGAUGAAAACUGCAAUCCAGCACUUUGGACAUGUUGAUAUCCUAAUAAACAAUGGUGGCCGAAGCCAGCGUUCUCUGUUCUUAGAGACCAAUGUUGAUGUGUACCAGGCCUUGAUGGAGCUCAACUUCCUGGGUACGGUCUCCAUCACCAAGCAGGUGCUGCCUCACAUGACAAAGCGAGGCACAGGGAGCAUUGUGACUGUCAGCAGUGUGGUUGGCCUCGCUGGGGCGCCGCUGGGAACAGGAUACUCUGCCAGCAAGCAUGCUCUUCAGGGAUUCUUUAAUUCCCUUCGGACUGAGCUGACUGACUAUCCAGAACUACUCAUCAGCACAGUGUGUCCAGGGCCUGUGCAAUCGCAGAUCGUCCACAACGCCUUCACAGAAGAGCUGAACAAGCCUGUGGCCACAGCUGGCAACCAGGAAUACAAGAUGCCAACAAGCCGCUGUGUGCAUUUAAUGCUGGUGGGAAUUGCCAAUGGUAUCAAGGAAAUGUGGAUCGCAAAGCAGCCCUUCCUCCUGUUCAACUACGCCUGGCAAUACACUCCCACAAUUGCCUGGUUCAUCACAAACAUCUUGGGCAAGAAAAGGGUGCAGAAUUUCAAAGCUGGUAUGGAUGCAGACUCUUCAUACUUCACAAAGCCCAAGACCUCUUGAAAGGCUCAUCCUGAGGAGGAAUGUGUUCAUAUUAAAUGUUCACCUUGGAGAGUGAGAUGGUUUUUGCCUCAUCUAGAAUGAAACAUUCAAGGACACAACUGCUUCAGCAGCUUAGAGCUCUCUUGCCAGGGCAUGACAAGCCUGACAAACAUGGGAUAAUCCUGUUUUGUACCGUUUGUCAGUCUUGUUAUGCUUGUUAUAAAAUCAGUACUCAGUAGUUUUCUGCCCUAGCAAAUUUGUGCAGUGAAACAUAAAACAGCUUCUGCCAACCUAUUUUAUUAUAAAUAUAUACAAUUACACAUAUAAAAACAGGAGGCUAUGGACAUAUUCUUUUAACUCUUCAUUCUAAGUUGUAAACAAGUGUAAACAAAACAGCACUAAACACCUUACACAUACAACAAGACAUACUUGAGGCACAUCCUUGAUAACUUUAAACAAAACAAUAUUCUUGUCCAUUUUUGUGGAGUGGAAAUCACCUGGAAAUUGUAAAAUCUAAAAGGUAUAAUAAAAUAAGAGGUAUUCAACAGAA
Molecule: messenger RNA, 1733 nt
Organism: Monopterus albus (swamp eel)
Lineage: Eukaryota; Metazoa; Chordata; Actinopteri; Synbranchiformes; Synbranchidae
Gene: dhrs7
Product: dehydrogenase/reductase (SDR family) member 7
Exons: 7
Coding region: 194-1204 (336 amino acids)
Molecular function (GO): oxidoreductase activity
Source: RefSeq, a predicted model, not a curated record